Vicia villosa (hairy vetch) is the source of this 2970-nucleotide messenger RNA. RefSeq lists its product as uncharacterized. The coding region runs from base 1 to 2970 and encodes 989 amino acids. The transcript has a single exon. Gene Ontology annotation, biological process: proteolysis. NCBI's taxonomy places the organism in Eukaryota, Viridiplantae, Streptophyta, Magnoliopsida, Fabales, Fabaceae. The record is from RefSeq and is a predicted model, not a curated record. Gene Ontology annotation, molecular function: aspartic-type endopeptidase activity.
AUGGCUCCUCCCAAACCACCCCAACCCACACCUCAAGAGAUUAUUGAACAAGCUGUUCAAACCUCUAACACACAGCUGGCUAAUGCAGUAGAUCAGAUUCAUUCAGAUCUGGAUGAUAGGUUUGUUUUUGUGCAGUCAGAUCUGGAUAAAACACACCAGAAUCUGCAGGAAAUCACCACCAAAAUGGACAAUGACCGGCAGAUCUCAGACUCGCGAUAUGACUCUAUUAUGUCAACACUACAAAAGCUGCUGCUACAGCAACCUGCUGCCACUACAGCCGCCACCAACCCUACAUCCUCAGGUAUGAAAACUGUACUCUCCCCUAUUCCUACACUAGCCUCACCCCUGUCCGGCAUUGCGUCCACUUCCACAACCCCUCCCCGCACCACCACAACCAUCCCCUUUUCGUUGGGAACCUCACAAAUUCCGUGGGGAACCUCCCAAAUUCCUUCUUUCACGUAUAACCCUCACAAUCAUGUUUCCACUGCCUUCACUCCUUACACUUUUAUUCCAACCAGCCUACCCCCACCUUCCCCUUAUAAUAUUCCUUUUCCAAACCCCCAUACUUACUCACCACCAACAAAUCUGCCACCUUUACCCCCAUUUCGCUCUCCCAAACUAGAACUUUCUUUGUUUGAUGGGUCAAAUCCCUUAGAGUGGCUAUUCCAAGCAGAUCAGUUUUUUGGAUUUUAUAAUAUGCCCCCGGAAAAUCGAUUGUCUAUGAUGUCUUUUUAUAUGAAGGGUGAUGCUCUUGGUUGGUUUAAAUGGAUGCAUCAUAAUCGCUUACUUACUGAUUGGGCUUCUUUUACUAGAGCAUUAGAAUUAAGAUUUGGGCCUUCUACUUUUGCAAAUCACCAAGCAGAAUUAUUUAAGCUUAAACAAACUAAUUCUGUUGUGGAAUAUCAAGCAGCUUUUGAAAAAUUGGGCAACCAAGUUGUUGGGUUAUCACAUGAUGCAAUACUGAAUUGUUUUAUCUCAGGCCUUAUUCCAGAAAUCCAGAAUGAAAUUGCUAUACACAAACCCACAUCCAUUUCUCAGGCUAUUGGGCUUUCUAAACUCAUUGAAUCUAAACUAAGAGAGUCCAAACCAAAAUAUAACAAGCCUUUUCCCGACCCAUUUCCUAAACCGCCUACCCAACCAACCCCACCUAUUCCAUCUACACCCCCCAAAACCAAUACCACCAUUCAGCCCAACAAAUUUCCCAUUCGACGCCUAUCAAAUGCCCAACUUCAAGAGCGUCGCGCCCAAGGCUUAUGUUUUAAUUGCGAUGAGAAAUUCAUCGCCGGUCAUAAGUGCUCUGCUGGAAAAUUCCUUUUAUUACUGGUGGAUGAGGACGAAAUACUGCAACAAGACACUAGUUUACAUGAGUCUGAACAUGAGUCUAAACCAGUUUUCCACUCAGAACAGGAAGAAACCUAUUUCCAGCUAUCACCCCAAGCUGCUUGUGGACACCUAUCUCCCAAAACCCUCAAAUUUCGUGGCAGUAUUUUUGGCUUACCAGUCACUGUUUUAAUUGAUACAGGGAGUACACAUAACAUCCUCCAACCUCGUAUUGCCCACCACCUAAAACUCCAAACUACCCCUAUCCCUAACUUUUCGGUUAUGGUAGGUAACGGUUCUAAAUUAAACUGUUCAGGACUUUGCCAACAAGUUCCUCUCACCCUCCAAGACAACUUGUUCACUAUUUCGUUCCACUUACUUCCUAUAGAGGGGGCAGAUAUCGUUCUUGGGAUGGAAUGGUUGCGUACUCUUGGUCCACUCAUGGCUGACUUUUCAAUUCCAAAGCUCUCCUUCACUUACAAUGACAACGACAUCACCAUUACAGGUGACUCUAAAACACUACCCACACCCUCUUCAUUUCAUCAAAUCUGCCAUCUCCUCCACAAUGAUUCAAUAGCAUCCUUACACCUUUUGAUUUGCCAACCCACCCCUGCCCAAGAUACCCUCCCUUCUCCCUCAAAUCCAGACCUCUUUGACUCUUUACCUUCGUCCCUUUCCCCCCAAAUCACCACUCUUCUCAAAUCCUUUCCAAAAGUCUUUCACAAACCUCACGGAUUACCACCAUCACGCCCUCAUGACCAUCACAUCCCUCUUUUACCUAAUACCACCCCUGUCAACGUAAAACCUUACAGAUACCCCCAUUCCCAAAAAGAUGCUAUGACAGUUUUAAUUCAAGACAUGCUUGCUGAGGGAAUAAUUAAGCCCAGCCAAAGUCCCUACUCUUCCCCAGUUCUAUUGGUUCGAAAAAAAGAUGGCAGCUGGCGAUUUUGCGUUGACUACAGAGCACUAAACGCUGUUACCGUUAGAGACCGUUUUCCUAUCCCGACCAUAGAUGAAAUCUUUGAUGAACUAGGAUCAGCAACUAUUUUUUCCAAGAUCGAUCUUCGAUCUGGUUAUCAUCAAAUUAGGGUUACACCGGCGGAUACACACAAGACAGCUUUUCGCACGUUUGAUGGACACUAUGAGUUUUUGGUGAUGCCCUUUGGGCUAACUAAUGCUCCUAGCUCUUUUCAAUCGGCUAUGAACGACCUACUACGGCCGUUCCUACGACGGUUUGUUUUAGUUUUUUUUGACGACAUUUUGAUCUAUAGUUCUUGUUUAACUGACCAUGCCCAUCAUUUAUCUUUAAUUCUCAAUUUACUAUCAGUUAACCAAUUUUAUGCAAAAUUAUCCAAAUGUGUUUUCGCUGUUCCUAGUGUUGAUUAUCUAGGUCAUAUCAUUUCAAGUAAUGGUGUCACCCCUGAUCCUACAAAAAUUCAAGCAAUCAUGGAUUGGCCUCGACCACGUUCUCUCACGACUCUCAGGGGCUUCCUCGGACUCACCGGUUUCUAUAGACGCUUUGUGCGCCACUACGCCUCUCUCGCCGCUCCUCUCACCGAUUUAUUAAGACAUUCAAAGUUUACAUGGAAUGAAUCUGCCGAAGCAGCAUUUACAAAUCUAAAGCAUAAAAUUGUUGAGAAUCAAGUGUGA